This is a messenger RNA of Boeremia exigua, 4374 nucleotides long. Its product is annotated as SNF2 family N-terminal domain-containing protein. Gene Ontology annotation, biological process: protein polyubiquitination; DNA damage response. NCBI's taxonomy places the organism in Eukaryota, Fungi, Ascomycota, Dothideomycetes, Pleosporales, Didymellaceae. Gene Ontology annotation, cellular component: nucleus. Gene Ontology annotation, molecular function: ubiquitin protein ligase activity; ATP-dependent chromatin remodeler activity; ATP binding. The transcript has 4 exons. The record is from RefSeq and is a predicted model, not a curated record. The coding region runs from base 1 to 4374 and encodes 1457 amino acids.
AUGAUCGGUGAUAUUUCUCGCACGACUUCGAAAGAUGCAUCACUUUCAGCGCCACCUAACACCCAAGACACUGUUGAGGGUCUGGAGAUACUGCAUGGUCUUUUUGCUGCUGCAGACGUCCCAGAUGGCUACGAGGAGCGACAAAGGAAGAGGCGUAAGAUCGAUAACGACGAUCGUGCUGAUAUACAAAUCACACGUUUUCAGGAAGAUCGAAGCGUUGUCCUGACAAAGGUCUCCAUCAACCUGAGCUUUUCUCCGGUUUCUAUCCCAGAGCAAUCAGCUCUAAUAAUAGCAGAAGACAAGGAGCCCGUUGAUCUUAACUUUGAGCAUGUCUCUGAUCUGGGCGCCGACCAGAUCAGGAUCGUGCUGUUCGAAGCAGUUGCCAACGCACGUGUCGACAUUCUCGCCACCAUCGAUGCCGCCUCACUUCAUUCUGUGAAAGCGCAACUCAAGGCCGCCGAAUCCCUGGCACACACUAGACAUGGCCGCAAGUGUCGAAACAAACCGCGGGCUGCUUUCCCUCGGUGUUUGCUCUCUCAGUCAUCCACGUCACAGCACAUUUACAAGCUAGACGUCGAGAUACGUUGGACUUUGGGGAUGUCUGUGGUUGAGGACCCUUCCGUGAGCGCUCACAUCAUGAAGGAGGAUCUGCGCUUGUUGUCGAGGUAUUUUCCUCGCGCAUCUGCACCGUCUGACACAAGUUGGGCGCUUUCGGAUUUUUACGAUUCGGUGCAUGUUCCCGCUGUCGAUCUUCAAGUAUCUCCGCAAAUUCAAAACAAGCUAUUGGACACGACACUUUACCCAUUUCAGCAGAGGACUAUCGAUUGGCUGUUGCGACGAGAGGGCGUAGCCUACUCUGCGACUGGUCAACUUGAGCCUUUCGUUGAGGAUGUUACACCAGCAUCGUUUCAUCUUACACAAGAUGCAAGUGGUACUCCAUGCUAUGUCAGUAUGCUUCGAGGCUUGAUCGUAUCCGACCUGAAUGCUGCAAGAGGCGACACACUUCACUCGCUAAGAGGGGGUAUCUUGGCAGAAGAAAUGGGUCUCGGCAAGACAGUCGAGCUUAUUGCUCUCAUAUCACACCAUCAGCGUCGGGUGCAGGACGGAAAGAUCCUCGACGAACUCACAGGGGCUCACGUCCAAACAUCAGGUGCUACCCUGAUCAUCACUCCGCCCAGCAUUCUGGAGCAGUGGCAGAGUGAGAUACACAUGCACGCACCCAAUUUGAAGGUGACCCACUAUAGAGGACUUCCAUCCUCUACCGCAUCGAAAAAGGAACAUGCAGCAGCAACAGCAGAAGAGUUGAUGCGCUAUGAUGUGAGAUACACUUCGCUACCCCCACCUCCCGAUAGAUCUUCCCGACAUGAGCGGCGCCACGAACGCCGGAAAAGCCCUCUUGUGGAGAUUUCUUGGUGGAGAGUCUGCCUUGACGAGGCCCAGAUGGUGGAAAGUGGUGUGAGCAAUGCAGCCAAAGUCGCGCGGGUCAUACCCCGCUGCAAUGCGUGGGCCGUCUCAGGGACCCCAUUGCGAAAGGACAUUCAAGAUCUGCGCGGUCUUCUGACGUUUUUGAGAUGCGACAUCUUCGCCCAAAACAAGAUCGUCUGGAGCCGGUUGGACAAAUUUUCUUUUCACGCCAUUUUCAACCAGAUUACUUUGCGGCACACCAAGGAUAAAGUACGCAACGACUUGCGUCUUCCUCCACAAAAUCGUGCUGUCAUCACGAUUCCCUUCACUGCGAUCGAGGAGCAGAAUUAUGCUGAUCUCGUACGUCUAAUGUGUGACGAGUGCUCACUUGGACCAGAAGGGGAACCCUUGGACGCACAAAAGGAUCCUACCAGCCCGGAAACACUCGAGCGCAUGCGUGAGUGGCUGGUGCGUCUGAGACAAACAUGCCUCCACGCACAUGUUGGACGCAAAAACAAACGAGCUUUUGGGGCAAGGAACGGUCCGUUACGAACAGUCCACGAAGUCUUAGAGAUCAUGAUUGAUUUGAACAGCACCAAAUGGAAAGCCGAUGCCCGCGAAGUGAUUCUCAAUAGAAUCAAGAUGGGUCACGUCAUGGCGUAUAAUGGUGACAACGAGAAACGCGCAGAGAAUGCUCUACACUUCUACACCGCAGCUUUGGAGAAUACCAAAGUCUAUGUCAGCAUGUGCCGACAAGAUCUGGAGCAGGAGCAGAAGAAAUUGGGCGUGGCUACUACCAUCCCUCAAGCGGACAUAGAGUCUGAUCUUGAGGGAUGGGUGGAGAAAGAGAACUUGGGAAACAUUCCUGCCCUCCGCAGAUCUUUGCGAUCAUUUUUAGAGCUUGAGCAUAUGUGCAAGUUCUUCAUCGCCACGUCACAUCAUCAGAUCAAGGAUCUGCUUCAUGAGCAGCAACCUGGAUCAGAGCAAGCUCUGCUCGAAGAGCAGAUGGAGACAGAUUGGUACGAUCAAGCGAAAGCGAUCAGACGUGAGCUCCUUGAGGACGUCAAGAAUCCAACACAACGACAGAUGAGAAAAAUCGAGUCUGGAAGACCACAUCACCAGCUGCCCACUGUCGAUGAGCUUCCUGACCUUGGUGGCAUUGAGAGUCGCAGGGUCUUAGAGACGAUUGACGAAAUCGGUAACUUCUUGAACGCGCAAGCAGUAAAGAUUCAGGAAUGGCGGACAAAAAUUGUCGACAUUCUUGUGAUGCGCCUCACUGAUGACGACGAUGAUAUGGAAACCACCGGAGAAGAAUACGAAACCUCCUUGAAGGCACAAGACGAAUUGUAUGUGUCCAUCAUGGCACUGCGCACUCUCAUUGCAGAUCGAAAUCUUGCGGUUCAUGGUCUUCGAGACACUCUCAUCGAAGAUGAGUUGAAAACAGCUGAGAGGAGAGCCUUGAGUAAAGACCCACAUGAAGACAAGGGCCAUGCACCUGAACUUCUGCUCGAGUUUGCGAGACAACGGCGAGACCUUGAAAUGACAUUGCAUGGUGGCUCUUUGAAGGGCGUGAUUGCUGAGCUCCGGUCGAAAAUCACUCCUCUGCAGUGGAGAGCAGAGAACGACGACAACCGCGCCCUAGUCGAGUCGAAUGUGCUCCAGAAGCUUUUGAGCAGCGUCCAACACAUUAUGUCGCAACAAAGCAAAGCUCUACGUGAGAUGGAGAAAGAGCAAGAGUUAUUCCGAAGUACUAUGAACCAGCGUUUGGAGUACUACCGGCAGUUCCAGCACAUCUCCGAUACUGUUGCAGCGUAUAAGGAGAAACUCGACGACGAGUUUGACCACGUUGCCUUCCGAGCAUUCGCGUAUCGGGGAGACAAGGCUGCAACAAGCGUAGAUGCCUUAAAAGCAAAGCACUCUUAUUUAAUGAACUUGCGAGCUGAGGACCAAAGAAAUGCGGAUGCGGAUUGCAUAAUCUGUCAAGAGGCUAUCGAGGUUGGUGUUCUCACGACCUGCGGCCACAAGUACUGUAAGGAGUGCAUCAAUCAAUGGUGGCAUGUGCACCGAACAUGUCCACUCUGCAAGCAAAAACUCAAAAGCUCCGAUUUCAAGGAUAUUAGCCUGAAACCCAGCGAAAUACGGACGAAGCCUGACUCCCCGUCUCCACCAAGCCUCUCUCCAGACUCGACAUCAAAGGUAGCUGAUAUAUCCAUUUACGCAAAUGUAUCCGACACAACCCUCAAAGAGAUCAAGAUGAUCGACCUCGCUAGCUCAUACGGCUCAAAGAUCGACAUGCUUGCGAAACACCUGCUUUGGAUCCGAGCCAAUGACCCUGGUGCGAAAUCCGUAAUAUUCUCUCAAUAUCGUGAUUUCUUGGAAGUGUUAGAAACUGCGUUCCGGGCAUGGAAGAUCGGCUGCUCGAACAUACGAGACAAACAGGGUAUUGAAAACUUCAAAAAGGAUCCGGCCGUCGAGACCUUUCUGCUUGACGCCAAAUCAGACUCUUCGGGACUGAAUCUGGUCAAUGCGACAUACGUAUUCCUGUGCGAACCACUCAUCAAUCCGGCCAUCGAGCUUCAGGCUAUCGCAAGAGUUCAUCGCAUUGGUCAGCAACGUUCGACUACCGUCUUCAUGUAUCUCAUCAGCAAUACUGUCGAAGAAGCCAUCUACGAUAUUUCCGUUGCUCGUCGACUAGAGCACAUGAAAAGCGCCACUUAUAAUGAUGCUGUGGACUCAGCUACCACAUCUAGUGAGUCGAUACCCAUCACUGUCCAAGAGAAGAAUUUGGACAAGGCCAACUCUGCAGAGAUGCAGGCCGUGCCACUUAAGCAGUUGCUAAGUAAGGGAGGUGGGGGUGAGGCGGUGCAGAACAAUGAUUUGUGGCAGUGUCUGUUUGGGAAACCGAGACGGGUUGGGAAGGAGGCGACGGCGAGAGGAGAGCAGCAGAUGAGGGUCACAACUGGUCUUUGA